AGUAAAUCCGUUCUCCGUCCGGGUCACAAGCUGUUUACAACGAUGGUGGCGGACGGCUAAUGCUAACCACAGAAGGAGAAAGCGGUUGUAUGUUUCUUUACUAACAUUUCGCUACAAAUGGCUUCUCAAAUCCCCAUUACCGUCAGGACCCAGCCGACGGCCGCCACCUCCGCCGCUCUCCGGGGGAAGAAACGUCCCGGUAGUCCGGCGGUGACCGGGGCUCCACAGGCCACCGGGAGCAACAAGAAGAAGAAGCCUGCAGUGACAACGACAACCCAGACCCAGGUGUUUCAUCAAGUAGCAGCAGUGGAGAUGGUGGCUGAGGUGAAGCCAGUGGGAUCAGCUGACAGCGGCCCGAACACCACCACAGAGUCCACCGUGAAGCCUCCCCCAUUCAAAGACCACACAUUCAUGCACUCUGGGAUUGGUGGAGCAGCAGCAGGCAAAAAGAACAGGACCUGGAAGAAUCUCAAACAGAUUCUGGCUCUGGAGCGGACUUUACCCUGGAAGCUCAAUGAUCCCAACUACUACAGCAUUGAUGCUCCUCCCUCCCUGAAACCAGCCAAGAAGUACUCAGACAUCUCUGGAUUGCCUGCCAACUACACAGACCCUCAGACGAAGCUACGCUUCACAUCUUCUGAGGAGUUCUCUUACAUCCGUCUCCUCCCCACCGAUGUUGUUACCGGCUACCUGGCCCUUCGCAAGGCAACAUGCAUCGUACCCUGACAGCUCAGUGAGGGCUGGAAACCUGAAAAACACCAGAACUGAACUCAUGUCAGUGCAGGAGGCUGCCGGGUCGACCGGGACGGAGCCGAGAGAAAACUGCUGGAGCUCAAAUGCUGCUAAACAUUGGCUGUGCUGUUACUGAACCCCAAGCAGUUUCUUGGUGAUUUUACUCACUGUGGACUCAUUUUUCACUCCAAUAUAAAGUCCUGCACGUCUAUGGAAGCAACAUAACCACGGCUAAAAGAAGAUCUCAGAAAUGUGUUUCAUGCAGUAUAAAGAUUUAAUAUCAUAAAUUAAAAAGUUUCAUUUUUUGGGAUUAUUUAUGUAACAAAAACGUAAAAAUAAGAAAUCAAUUUGUACACCAUAUGUCUAGGUACCCAGAAGUGUUACAGAUACUGGAAAAUAAAUGUGACUCUACAUACCACUAAUAUUUCACUAUUUACAUUUUUUUUCUUUUAAUCUGUAAACACAUUUUGCUGCCCCAUAGUUUUCGUCACGUAACUGUCGGCUGCAGCGAAGUCAUAAGUGUGCACAGUUAGUAAAAAUAAAAUGUGAGCAAAAACACCCAGAAAAUGCUCAGAAGCUUAAGAUGCUAAAUGUGUAAAAUAUCUGUUUGUCAUUGCAGAACUUAACUGAUAUUGUGGAGGAGAAAUGUUGCUGUUGGAAGGAAUCUGUUGAUUUUUCUUUGAUUAAUGUGCCUAUUAAAGUAGUUUGUAUUUUGCAA
Molecule: messenger RNA, 1450 nt
Organism: Acanthochromis polyacanthus (spiny chromis)
Lineage: Eukaryota; Metazoa; Chordata; Actinopteri; Pomacentridae
Gene: ino80c
Product: INO80 complex subunit C
Exons: 5
Coding region: 118-726 (202 amino acids)
Biological process (GO): chromatin remodeling
Cellular component (GO): Ino80 complex
Source: RefSeq, a predicted model, not a curated record